Molecule: messenger RNA, 6101 nt
Organism: Acanthochromis polyacanthus (spiny chromis)
Lineage: Eukaryota; Metazoa; Chordata; Actinopteri; Pomacentridae
Gene: shtn3
Product: shootin 3
Exons: 17
Coding region: 284-2173 (629 amino acids)
Source: RefSeq, a predicted model, not a curated record
AGGAGGGGUCCAGGAAGCCAGAUGAUGCUGUCAGGAGGAAGAGGAGGAGGAGGAGGAGGAUCCUGUCCGCCGGCAGCAGCAGCAGCAGCACCGAGCUGCUCUCCAUCCCAUGUGCUUGGAAUAAAAAAAGAAAAUGGGCUCGGAUUCGGACAUGUGCCGCUAGAAAACCAGCUCCAUGUGGCUGAUACUUCUCUGAAAUCUAAUUUACCCGCAGCUGGAACAGACAGAAGUGAGAAUAUUUCUAUUUAUCACUCUUUUUUCUUUUCCAUCAUCAUCCGCGCUGAUGGAGGGAUGCGAGGAGGAGAAGAUGCAAACUGAGUGCAACAGACUGACGGAGGAGAGAGACGAGGCCGAGAGGCAACUCAAACACAUCAAGAGAGUCUCUCAGAUGGUGAUUGAGGAGGUGAGCGUUCUGCAGACUCAGCUGGAGAUCGAGAAGUCUUGUCGGGAGAAUGCAGAGGCCCUGGCCACAAAGCUGAACUGUGAGAACAGAAAGCUGAAGUACCUGAGCAUGUCUUCUCGGCCGUGUUUGGACGAGCUGCUUCCCAGCAUUACCGACUGCAUCGCCCUGGAGGCCGACGCUGCAGACGCUGCAGACGUUGCCGACAGCAGCCCCGACAACUUCAGCCAGUACCAGCAGCAGGUUAAAGAACUGAGGGAGACGGUGAACAGCUUGUUGGAGGACAAGAAGAAUUUCAUGUGUCAGAUUCACGAACAGCAGCGACGGAUAGAAGAGCUGACUGCACAGUCGGAGAAAGAUCAGACGGAGAUGAAGCAGCUUCGUGAAACAGUCGACCAGCAAAGCAAAACCAUCAAGAGAUUCAACAGAGUCUCCAUGAUGGCGGCUCAGGAGUACGACGGCAUGAAGGAGCAGCUUGACUUGGAGCAGAGCCUGAGAGUCCAAGCUGAGACGUACGCCCACGAGAUGCUGGUGAAGCAGAAGGAGGCCAACAGGCAGAGCAUGCUGCUGCUGCAGAGUGCUGAGCCCAGCGUUCAGCUUCUGAAGGCUCUGGAGGACGUCGCUGCUGUCACCAAAACCCUGGAGGAGGAGCGUCUGCAGCAUCAGCAGACGGUGCAGAGCCUGGAGGUCCAGCUGGAGCAGAGCUGUGUGAAGAAGCAGCUGGAGACUCUGCAGAGGCAGCUGGAGCUCCUGGAGGUCGAGAAGAAGGAGGUGGAGGGACGACUGGAGCAGACGGAGAAGAAGAACGAGGAGCUGGAGACCAGAGUCUCUGAGCUGCAGGAGAGCCAGAAAAAGAUCGCCAUGACGACCAGCGAGAGCCCCCCUCCUCCUGCACCUGGGGUCGCACCGCCUCCCGCCCCUCCCCCGCAGCCACCUCCUCCACCUCCCCCUCCGCCUCCCCCUCCCCCGCCGCCUCCCCCCUCGAGAUGCAACCCCCUCAGUUCUCUCAUAGCGAUCAUGAGGAAAUCCUCCAAAGGCUCCAAAGCCUCUGUGAAAGCGGAACAGCCUCCAGCUGCUGAGGGCGUGGACGAGGUGAAGGUGAAGGCGGUCAACGAGAUGAUGGAGCGGAUCAAGCACGGCGUCGUGCUGCGGCCCGUCAAGAGUCAGGACACCAAGAGAGUAGCAGUAAAACAGCCCCCAGCCUGUGAGGAGAAACAGCAGGAGAGCGCCAUGGACGAGCUGAAAGGCAUCCUGGAGACGGUGAAGAGGAGCCCCAGCCGAGGCUCCCAGGAGUCGGGGCCGUCGCCGCCGGGUAAGAAGGACAGCGAGCUGGAGGUGAUCCUGAGACGCCGACGCAACAAGGCUGGAGAGGCCGGCUCUGGAGAUGAGGGCCAGAUGAGCCACGUCUCGUCCUCCGACAGCCUGAACGGACGGCGCACCAGCAGCGACUCGGGCAAAGAUCCGGAGGUGCUCGGAGGACUGAGCGUCCCCUCCGAUGGGCCGGGGCCCAAAGUCAGCCCGGAGAGACGGGGCUCGGGGCCGGGGCCCGUCGUGGCUCGGAGGAGGAGCUCCGACUCCUGCAGGGAGAGGAGAUCCUGUAGCUCUCUGCCAGAGAAGGAAACGGCAGAGUCUCCUGUCAGCAACGGCUGCAUCAACAGCGUCGGGGAUGAGGAUCAAAUCGAAUCGAACGGCGUCGCCCACGCAGAGCCCAGCAGGGAUGUCCUCGCCGAGCCGGUCAACGGCAGCACCGGCAGCACCGACGCCGAGUGCUAGGAUGGACUCCGAGGAUCCCGGGUUUUGUUUCUGCAGCCUGAUCAGUGCAUUAAUUGAGCGAUCAGAUCGGGCGCUUUAGGGACACCUUUGCCUUUUUAGCUCACUGGAUCAGAGCCAGAAUGAAAAUGUUGACUCUGUAUUUAUGUUUCUCAGAUUUACUCUCAACUGUUUGAACCAGUCGGGCCUGCGGUCGCGGCUCACGAUAUCGUAGUUAAAGGCCAGAUUUCCUGAAACACGGGUUUAAAUGUUCCUACAUGGAGUUCAGACGUGUUCAGCCGUUGUAGAAAGCUUCCACCGUGUCUGUCGCUUGUGUGAAUUUAUAGCAUUUUUCAGCUAAAAUCUUCAGGCGUGAAUUAGCAGGUAGAAUUAAAAUUACCGGAAAAAAAUCAACUCAGUGGUUAAAUAGCUGUCUGCAUGUUUAAUAUUCAUAAUACCUCCUGUUACUGGUCUUUCAGAUUCUGGUAAUAGGUGAGGUUUUCCAUGAGAAGAAUACACGUCAAACUGCCACAUGUGGGGGCGUUCUUACCAAUGUAGAUCUGAUCUAAAGAAACAGAGCCAGAAAAGGUCAAAAAGGAGUCAGACAACAUCAAAACUGUGGAAAAGUGAUUUAAAACACCGUCGUUCUGCACAUAUUCAUCUAUGUCUGGGACAUUAAGCAAAAUAUUUGCAACAAAAUGCGAUGCAACCUGACAGGACUGGUUGCUCAGGUUUGAAACGCUGGAAGUCAGAGGGCCAGUUUACACGACGACGCUUUACAGUGACGCCGUGCCGCUAUCUACAAUCAUACAGAAAUCUUCAACAAAUCAGUGUAUCCAGACUAUAAGCCGCAUCACUGCCCAAAUCUAAUCACUUGGUCCUUGUGCCAUUUUUGACCGUCCCUGAAAAUUUCAUCCAAAUCUGUUAGUCCGUUUUUAAACAGGCGUGAACUAACCGUGAUGUCACCCGUUGGUUUCAACGCCGAGAAAAUGAAGCCCGGAUUUUGCUACUUCCUGGUCGCCAUUUUGGAUUUUUUGGAGCCAGUGACGUAAAAAGCGUCAUCAAACAGACUGGACCGGAGAGCAACUAGAGCAAGGAGUCUAUGGGUGGGCCAGACUGAAGCCAGACUGCUGAAAGCCUCGCCCUAAAGGAUCUGUCAAUCAUUCCAGACAAGACUGUCUAUCAAGUAUAGCCACGCCCCCUGGCUCUGCCAACUUUAACGAUUUAUUUAAAAUUCAGUAUUGAUUUAUUUUAAGAUCGGCCACCUGAUCUCUCAUUUUGACCAUGAAAACUAACGGGGGAAAAAUCCUGAGCCGUAGAACAUCAGUCUAUUAAAUUUCAUUUUUUCCAAAAAUGAAUUGGGGUCUCUGGAGCAAAAGCUUUUUGGAGCCAACCCUAGUGGACGGCGUGAUAUUGCAAGUUUUUGACACUUCCGGGUGGGCUUCAUUUUUGGAGCCAGAUGCUACGUCCAUCUUUAUAUACAGUCUAUGUUUUUAAGUAACGUUGCUAACAGACAAACAGACAAACGUAUGCCGAUCGUAGAGUCUCCUGAAUUUAUUGAAUCUCCUCCAGCAAAAUGUGCAUUUGUUGCAGCAAUACUGCAAUCAGCGAAGAUGCACUUAGUAUAUACGCCAGAUAAUUCUGCGGCUGUACUUCUUCUGGUCUGUGGAGGAAUGGUUGGUUUUUCAUGUGGGGUGUGCCUCUACAAAGUUACAUCGCCGACUGCCGGCCUGACAUGCACACUACAGCGUUUUCAGUCCUUCCAGUGUUCCAAUGAAAAUGCAGAUUUUUUUCCACUCUGUUGUUGUGUAAACCUAACAAGGCAAAUGAAAAGCUUUUGUAUGGGGCCUGCAUCUGCAUAUUUAAGAUGGAAAUACUUUGAGUUGUUAAUAAGAUAAAGAAAUGUCAGCUAAAACUAGUGAUUUUUUUGCAGCCUCUCCAUUGAAAACAAACAGAAAAAUCCCAUAACAAAAAAGCAGCAACCACAGCGACUGUACACUAAAUUUCUACAACGGCUGAUUUUUCAACAACUGCAGCAUUUAUCGUUUUUCUUCAAAGGUUUCUGAACACGAACCUGUGGAUCCGGGAGGACCAAACAGACUGACAAUGAGGGAAGAUGCACUUUUUUUUUGCACCCAACCUCGGUUUCCUUCAGACACUUUGACUUGUACAAUGAUCGCGAAGCUUUAUAGGUUGCCGUUUUCUUUUUCUACUUGAUGCACAAAGGAUCUGCUCACUUUGUGCCAUCAGAAGGAAUGCACUGUACUGUUUUAGAAUCCAGCUCUCCGACUUCUUCUCCUCCUCUUCUUCUUUCGUAGUGAGGGUUGCACAAUUACUCUACGUAAAAUAAUACAAACACUACCAUUAGAAAGUUUGGGGUCACCUGAAAAUGUUCUUAUUUUAGAAAGAGAGGCAGUUUUAUUCAAUUAAGAUGACAUUAAAGUAAUCAGAAAGGCAUUGUUCAUGUUUAUUCUAGCUGGAAUCGGCUGAUUUUUAAUGGAACAUUUCCAGCAACCAUCACUCCUGUGUUCUAAUGCUACAUUGUGUUAGCUAAUGGGGUUGAAAGGCUCAUUGAUGGUUAGAAAACCCUUCAGCAGUUAUGUUAGCACAGGAAUAAAAGUGUGAGUUUUCAUGGAAAACAUGAAAUUGUCUGGGUGACCCCAAAAUUUUAAAUGGUAGUGAAUAAAGUUGACAUUCAAGGAAACAGCCUUUUACUUCAAAGGUAACGUGCUGCUGUAUAGUUUGUCAUGGUUUCAUGUUGUAGCAUGCUCGGUUUCCACCGUGGAUUAUUUGGAUUAAUGAUGAGGGUGGAAACAGACUUUAGCACCACCUGGAAAAACCCUGCUGUUGAUUAGAGCUGAGAAAAACCAUUAAAGAAAAGCAGACUCAGCUGAUUUAUGCCCUAAUUGUGCAGCCCUGACUAUAGUAUCCUGGUAUUUAGCGUCUGAGCCUCCUCUGUGGAGUGCAGUCCAGUAGAGGGAGGCAGGAGUGAUGGUUUAAAUGCAAUGUUUAAAUGUUUCUUCCUUUAGCUUCUGCUGCCGAGGCUGCGGUCCAGGUUCCGGCGUGUCGACUAUCAGCGGAGGCGGAAUCAAAAUGUGACUGAUGCUGCGGGGUUUGAGGAACACGACAAGAGGUUUCAACGGUAGCACAUCUAACAGAAGCACUCUCAGGGCUCAAAGUUUCACCAAAACCCAUUUCAGGGGCCUCAAUGACAAAAGGAGCCAUUUUUCUUGUGAAAUGAGCGAAAGAUUAGAAGUGCUUUGGAGGAAUGAAGUGCUUGUGUACUUUUUCUACCUCUCCACAAACCUGCCUCUGAACCUAAAGUCCAUUUUGUGGUGUGAAAAAUCAUGAGAUCCCAUCACGUCUUCCUCCUCUGAAUCAGCACUGAGUGCAGAGAGCCUGUAUGCACAAAUUCCCAGACGCCCUCGUUUCUCACCGUGCAUUCCUUGGCUUUUUUCUUUUCUUUGUCUUUUAUUUUGUAGGGCCUGCUGUCUAUAUAUAGCUUUCCUGACAUGUGAUGCAACAUUGAAAACAAUUUUGAAGAGUAUGCAAUUACAUAAGGCACAUUUGUAUUACGCUUUCACACCUUUUCAUCGUUUCUUAAAACACAGAAUCACGUUUAAAAGUGCAUUUUGUUCCGAUCAUUACGUGUAUUUUAUUCCAACGCAGAGGACCGGAUAAGGGUACGGCUGUGCAGUGAACACUAAAAGCUGCCACGGGCCUGAAUAUUAUGCAUAUCGAGGCCUUGCACAGGCCUGCGGAUGGCAGUAGAGUCGACCUGCAGCAGUUUUGGGUCUGAAUAGUUGUUAACCAAGUGGCUACUUAAUAAAGGGAAUUACUGUAUCUGACAGAGUUUGUGUGUGUUUGGGAUAUAAAUGGAGUGUUGCAAGUUUUUUAAAAACAUGGAUUUUCAUUUUAGCCUCACUUGAAAUAAACUGCAAUUCAAACUAAA